AUGAAGCGUCGCGUGACGAUCGUGUACAAUCCGGUGCAGCCGGGCACUCGUCACCAACCGCAUCAUCAUCAUCAUCAUCCCGCAACCCUGCAUCAGCAACCACCACCGGCGGGGACGUUCCCAUCCGGUGGCAUCCACUCGACAACAUUAGCAUCCUCCUCAUCAACGUCAGGUUCCGCAUCCCAGCACAUGAUCAGCACCCUCUGUCUGUCCUGCAUGGCGACCUCGCCCAAUCCCUCGUCCGCCUACCGCUACACGUCCUCCUCCACCCCAUCCUCAUCAGCGUCCUUUCCGUGCCAACGGUGCUGCUCGAUAUCAUCCAUUUUGAAAUCGUCGCCGGCGUCAUCACCAACGCCGUUGAGUGCCUCAGAAAAAGCAGCACAGAUAGAAGAUGCUCUUAAUAAUAACCACCACCAUCAACAUCAUAACCACCAUCAUCAUCAGCAGCAGCAGCAGCACCAAACCCACCAGCAUCACAAACCAUCGACGGACGGAUGUUGUGCGGGCACGACCGAAUGCACCGCCCAGCGACAUCCGGCGAAACCGUCGGCAUCGCCCGAGGGCUGGUGCAUGUACCUGGCCGUCGGGCUAAUUGCGGCCCUGUGCUAUCUGAACGGCAUUCAGGGUGACUUCGUGCACGACGACAUACCCGCCAUCACGCUCAACAAGGAUGUGCUCGGGAUCGGGCCGGUAGCGCAGGUGUUCCGCAACGACUUCUGGGGCACGCCGAUGGCCGACCUAAGCAGCCAUAAAUCAUACCGUCCGCUGACCACGCUGACGUUUCGCCUCAACUAUCUGACCUUCGGCCUGCGAUCGGUAUGGUUUCAUGCGACAAACGUGGCCCUGCAUGCCGUCGCCACGAUGCUCUUCACCCGCGUCUGCCUAACGAUAGCGGGACUGCGGCGAAACUUUGCCAUACUGGCCGGCGUCCUGUUUGCAGUCCACCCAAUUCACUCCGAGGCGGUGACGGGCAUCGUGGGACGUGCCGAUGUGCUGGCGUGUAUAUUCUUCCUAAUUUCGCUGCUGGUUUACCACGGCCGUUCCCAUGAACCCACCAUGAACUCAAUUUGGCUCAGCAUUGUGCUCGGUGGGUUGAGCAUGUUGGCGAAGGAGACGGGCAUUACCGUGUUUCUGCUCAACGUCGCGUACGACACGUACCGGAACUGGCCAGCCCUAAAGCGCACCGUCCAGGAUAUGCGCUGGAGUGAAGAAACGCAUCAGUUCGGCCGUCGGGUGUCGCGCGUGCUGCUCUCGAUGGGUGUCCUGCUGGCGGUACGGUUAGCCCUGCUGCAGGGUUCGUUACCACGGUUUUCGCAGCAGGACAACCCGACCGCCUUCCAUCCGAACCUUUACGUGCGUUUGCUUACGUUCUGCUACCUGGCCGCCUUCAACUGGUGGCUGCUGCUGUGUCCUGCCACGCUCAGCCACGACUGGCAGAUGGGUUCGAUACCGCUCGUUACCACGGCUAGUGAUCCUCGAAAUUUGCUCACGUUUAUUGCGUUUGGGGCGGUGCUGCUGUUUGCUUGCCGCGGGCUUAUGGAUUGCGAGCAUCAACGUCACGUGCCGGUGGUAUUAGGGUUUCUAUUAUUAGUGCUACCGUUUCUACCCGCCACAAACCUAGUUGUAACGGUGGGCUUCGUCGUCGCCGAGCGAGUUCUCUACAUUCCAAGCAUGGGCUGCCUGAUUCUGGUGGUGUACGGUGCCCAGCGACUCUGGGAACGUUCGGACCGUCUGCGUAGACCAAUGCUGCUGCUUACCAUCGUACUGCUGGCGGCCGGCUGUCUCAAAACCAUCGCCCGGAACCAGGACUGGAGUUCGCGUGAAGCAUUGCUGCGCUCGGGCCUUAAAACGUUACCGCACAACGCCAAAAUGCACUACAAUUUCGGCAAUUUCCUGCGGGACUCGUCGCAACCCGAACCGGCGAUCGCUCAUUACCGGGAAGCGCUGCGGCUGUGGCCAACGUACGCGAGCGCACACAACAACAUCGGCACGCUCAUGCCGCAGUUCGCCACGGCCGAGUAUCACUUCCGGGAGGCUAUCAAAUAUGCAUCCGAGCACAUUAACGCGCACUACAAUCUAGGCCAAUUAUACAGAAAAUCGAACCGAACGACCGAUGCCAUCCGGAUGCUGGAACGCUGCAUUCAGCUGGAACCACUCUUUACCGCGGCUUACCUGGAGCUGGUGAAGCUGUACGGCGGACAACCGGCUGCUGCUGGGCGGCUGCUUGCACGGGUUGUACGGCUCAACCCCUACAAUGCGGACCUCCGCCGACAGUACGGCGACUGGCUGAUGGAGCAAAAUAUGCUGCUGGAAGCGUUCAAACAAUACCAGGAAGGGAUCAAAAUAAUGGAAACUCAUCAAUUAUCCGUGAUUGGAGCCUGUCGCUGUCUACGCAAAAUGGGACAACAGUCGCGAUUACAUCAAAUGGUGCUGAGAUGGCAAUUUAUAGUUCGCUUAUCGAACGGCGGCAUUCCGAUACAGAACGAUAUCUAUCUCCGUGAUUGGAGCAUAAAGCACGAGCUUCGCAACCGGGCGAUGAUAUACGACAGUGGAAGUAGCAGCAGCAGCACUACCAGUGGAUCCACCACCAGCAGCAGUAUUGUGAAGGGCAACAAUGCCCCCAUCGCUAGUCGGGAUGCCGAGAGCAUAAAAGAUUGCUCUAACUCGCAUCCCAGCAAACGUACAGAACCACGACCACAGCCGGAACCGGCCGAAAUUAGCAUACGAAUUCUGCGUACACCACACUGCAACCGGUCGGAACAUCUUCCAAACUCGCUGAAAGCCUGCAAACUAGCGACGGCAUCCUCAACGGCAUCCCCACCCGAACCCACCACCCGUAACUCUGCCACCACCUCGCACACGGGGAAAGGUAGUGGAAAAUCGAAAAAAUGGUCCAAAGUGCGCCACAAACCGAAACGGCAGCAACCGGCAGGAACUGGGCUCGAUCCCAACGGUGCUCUUGCACCGCUGCUCGUGUCGAACAGCCUGCUCGAUAAGCUGUAA
Anopheles marshallii is the source of this 3003-nucleotide messenger RNA. Its product is annotated as protein O-mannosyl-transferase TMTC1-like. The record is from RefSeq and is a predicted model, not a curated record. The transcript has 12 exons. Gene Ontology annotation, biological process: protein O-linked glycosylation via mannose. The coding region runs from base 1 to 3003 and encodes 1000 amino acids. Gene Ontology annotation, molecular function: mannosyltransferase activity; protein binding. NCBI's taxonomy places the organism in Eukaryota, Metazoa, Arthropoda, Insecta, Diptera, Culicidae.